Messenger RNA from Raphanus sativus (radish), 1403 nucleotides. RefSeq names its product F-box protein At2g38590-like. The transcript is spliced from 2 exons. The record is from RefSeq and is a predicted model, not a curated record. NCBI's taxonomy places the organism in Eukaryota, Viridiplantae, Streptophyta, Magnoliopsida, Brassicales, Brassicaceae. Bases 57 to 1289 code for a protein of 410 amino acids. Gene Ontology annotation, molecular function: protein binding.
AGAUUUGGAGGCGCGGGACCAAAGAGAGAAAAAAAACCUUGUUGCAGACUGAAACAAUGACGAAGAUCUCCGACCUUCCAAUAAGUUUGGUAGAGGAGAUUCUCUGUAGGGUCUCCGUUAAAAAUAUGAGAGAGGUUCGAUCAACUUGCAAAGAGUGGGACACUUUAUCCAGAAGCCGAAGCUUUUCAAAGAUGCAUAUUGACAAAAUAAGCGCAGUAAGGGAAGGUGAGUCUAUGAUCAUCGCAAUGAUAGAUUACAAUCUGUAUCUCAAGAAGGUCGUUCUCGUGGUCAAUGAAGAUCCAGUCGUAGAGUGUAAAGGUAAACUUAACAAACAAAUCAAAAUAUCUCAAGUUUUCCACUGUGACGGUUUAUUGCUAUGCGUCUUAAAAGAUGAUGCUACCAAAGCUAUUGUUUGGAAUCCCUAUUCGGGUCAAACAAGGUCGAUAGAAUUUAGAUUUUCUCACCGCCAAAACGGACGGGACAUGUUCAGUUACGCUCUAGGAUACGAGGACAAGGGCUCUGGUCGUAGUUACAAAUUCUUGAGGUUUAUAGAAUACUACGAUGACUAUGAGACCAGAGACGAAUUUGUCUGGUAUGAGAUUUAUGAUUUCGACUCUAGUACAUGGAAGACUCUUGAUGUCACUCCACAAUGGCGAGUUUGUCAGCCUGGCGUGUCUCUCAAAGGAAACACUUACUGGCCUGCUUUACAAAGUUACCCAGAAUAUUACGUGAUUGAUCACAUAAUCUGUUUCGAUUUUACAAGUGAGAGUUUUGGUCCCCUUCUGCGUCUCCCUUUUAGCGCUGGGCAUGGUGACUAUGUUACUUUAUCAUGUGUUAGAGAAGAGAAGCUUGCUGUUUUACUUACUCACGACGAAGGAGGUCCAUUGGAGUUUGACAUAUGGAUUAGUACUAAGAUUGAGGCCGAAAAGGUGUUGUGGAGCAAGUUCUUGAGAGUGGAAACGGAAACGGGAGUUUACGCUCUGGUGAAUUGUGAGAGUUUCUUCAUUGAUGAGGAGAAGAAGGUUGCCAUGGGCAUUGAUGAAGAAGCCUACUCCAGAACAUUUAACAUCGUUGGAGAGGCUGGAUACUUAAAAGAGCUGGAACUCGUAGAAGGUUUACGCGGUAACAUAAACUGUAGGGCAAUGGCGUACUCUUAUGUUCAAAGCCUAGUGCAAAUUAAGCAACCUGCUGCAGGAGGUAAAAGGAAACGCCAAAGUGACUUAGAAAAGCAACGAUUUGAUCAAAACAUGUCGAGACUUGUUGCACUUAAAAAGCGUGGGAUGGUUUAGUCUUUCAGCUAUGUCUUUCAGUUACUCUUAGCUCUUCUGAUUCUGCGUGUUUUUAAUUAAGAUGUCGUUUUGGUGUUGCCUUUUCCUUUUUUAUAUGCUAUCAUUUUUUUUGGA